GGACCGGAAGUGGCCGAUGCUGUCGCCCGUGACACCGAGACAACAGCUGCGGGUUGUGUGCUAGCGGCCCAAGCAGCGCCGGGAGCCCGAGCGGAGUGAGCGUGGGGCGGUAGCGGCCUGCGAUUGUGAGAUGGGGACUGAGUACAAGGAGGUGAUUCCCAAGGAAGAAAUCUCUGAAGAAUCUGAGUCACAUGGGUCAAUAUUUGAAAAACUUCCAGAAGUAGUUUACCAAAGUCACAAGUUUGGGGCAGCAUUUGAAGAAGAUAUAUUGGAGGGACAUUCGAGAGACUCCACGGAAGAGAUUAUAGAACAGAUGUCUCCUCAGGAGAGAGACUUUGCAUCAGAAUUGAUUAUCUUUAAGAAAUCACCCUCAAGUGAGAAGGACCAGGAGAAUACUGAGGGUGAGAGAGGCUGCAGUCCCACCCCAAAUCUGGUUACACAUCAGGGAGAUUCCGCAUUAGAGGGAGUUAGUACAUUUGUUAUCUCUGGCCAAAACUUCAUAGAGAAUUUAGGGCCUAACAAAACACAGAGAAGUUCUAUAGGAGAAAAGCCUCAUACAUGUAAAGAAUGUGGGAAAGCCUUUAAUCAGAACUCACAUCUCAUCCAGCAUAUGAGAGUUCAUAGUGGAGAAAAACCCUUUGAAUGCAAAGAAUGUGGGAAGACAUUUGGAACUAAUUCAAGCCUGCGAAGGCACCUGAGAAUUCACGCUGGAGAAAAACCUUUUGCUUGUAAUGAAUGUGGAAAGGCCUUCAUUCAGAGUUCACAUCUUAUCCACCAUCAUAGAAUUCAUACUGGAGAGAGGCCCUAUAAAUGUGAAGAAUGUGGUAAAGCCUUCAGUCAGAAUUCAGCCCUUAUUCUACAUCAGAGAAUCCACACUGGAGAGAAACCUUAUGAAUGUAAUGAAUGUGGGAAGAACUUUAGGGUUAGUUCACAGCUUAUUCAGCAUCAGAGAAUUCAUACUGAAGAAAGAUAUCAUGAAUGCAAUGAGUGUGGCAAAGCCUUCAAGCAUAGCUCAGGCCUUAUUAGACACCAGAAGAUUCAUACUGGAGAAAAACCAUAUCUGUGUAAUGAAUGUGGGAAAGGCUUUGGUCAGAGUUCUGAGCUUAUCCGGCAUCAAAGAAUUCAUACAGGGGACAAGCCCUAUGAAUGUAAUGAAUGUGGGAAAACUUUUGGCCAGAACUCAGAGAUUAUUAGACAUAUUAGAAUUCAUACUGGCGAGAAGCCCUAUGUAUGUAAGGAAUGUGGAAAGGCCUUCAGGGGGAACUCAGAACUUCUUAGACAUGAGAGAAUUCACACUGGAGAGAAACCCUAUGAAUGCUUUGAGUGUGGAAAGGCUUUCAGGCGGACUUCUCACCUUAUUGUCCACCAGAGAAUUCAUACUGGAGAGAAACCCCAUCAGUGUAAUGAAUGUGCAAGAACAUUUUGGGAUAAUUCUGAGCUGCUUCUCCACCAGAAAAUUCAUAUCGGAGAGAAACCUUAUGAAUGUAAUGAGUGCGAAAAAACAUUUAGCCAGCAUUCCCAACUUAUCAUACAUCAGAGAAUUCACACUGGAGAGAAGCCUUAUGAAUGCCAAGAAUGUCAGAAGACCUUUAGUCGGAGCUCUCACCUCCUCCGACAUCAAAGUGUUCACUGUAUGGAAUGAACUACAAAAUAGGAAAGCUUUCUGUGGAAAGCCAGACUAUUCAUUUAUUCAUAAUCUCUGUCCCAAAUUCUCAGAUCAAAUGAAUGGACAGAACCUCAUCUGUCCUCUCACUGAAUUUAAAUGGUUGAAGAGGAUGAGGCACUUUUUUUUUUAAAGAGUCAGGGUCUCAUUCUGUUACCCAGGCUGGAGUGCAGUGGUGCAAUUAUCACUCACUGCAGCCUCAUAUUCCUGGGCUCAAGUAAUCCUCCCAUCUCAACUUCCUGAGUAACUGGGACUACAGGCGCCAAUGGGGCACUUUUAUGAAUUAUUAAUGUAGAAGUUUCAGUGUACUGAGUUAAAUCAUAAAAGCUAUUUCAGGCCUUAAUUCUCCUCUGUCCCUUGUCCCUUCCUGUCUCCUUUCCCAGUUGAUCACGUAGCAUUAAGGCUCUGUACCUGUGAUUUAUCCUAAAUUACUCUUUGGAAAAAGUGACAGGACAGGGUCUGCUACCUCCUAAGAAUGAAAGAGUUGACUCAUUGAAUGUUAUCCCCUGAAAUGUUAGAAAGUCAUGACUUGGAAGACACACCUCAUUCUCCUGUCCACUGUUUCAUAUUGGAAUAAUUUAGUAAGAUUUUACUAGCCUCAAAUCUUCUAGUCCUGCUAUCAGUUUUCCUAGGAAGAUGGCAGCAUUAAUGAAGAAUCAGGAAGUUUGGGUCAUUUCACAUCUCCUGCUAGGCUUCUUCAUUCAUUUGAAGUGGCUGCCAUGAUGGAGGAUCUGUGGGUAAUUUACAGGAUUAUAAGUGAACGCCAUAGACUCCAGAGGGGUCGAUUAGGCAACACUAGGGGAUAAACAUUUGAGGUCAGACUAUUCAGUGUGGGUAGAAGCAACUUUUUAGCAGCUAUCCCCACUUCAAGGGUGCUCAGACUGACUACUCCCAAGAAUUCUGCUGCAUUCACUUUUGGCCCCAGCUCCUGCCACUGUUGGCAGAUCCUGUGUCAGGAAGUAGUAGAGAGAACUGUGGCUUUGCCUCUCAGACACCUAACCACAGUGAUGAGCCAGUUUACCUGACCAACCAGAGUCUGGCCUUGCUAAAGCACUUCUUCUCUCAUGACCUGGGACCCCACUGCUGGAGCCCCUGGCUGAUAAGCCAGGAAGUGAGAGCCUCUUGGUUUUACUCCUUAGCCUUGAAAUUAUUUCUUCACCAUCUCUAUGUAUGUUUUCUGUGUUCUCCUAUAUGUUAUUUCUUUAAAGAAACAGCCUUCAUUUUUCAUGUGCAUGUUUCUGAGGCAGUGAAUGGUUAGCAAGAAUUGCACUAAUGGGGAUCCAGCAGGCCUGGGGUCUGGUCUUAGCACUAGACCUUGAAUAAGGCACUUCACCUGCUGGUCUCCACUAUUCUCAUCUGUACAAUGAGGGGAAUUGAACUAAAUGCUUUCUGAAGUUUGAACCAGCUUAAUAACACCUG
Carlito syrichta (Philippine tarsier) is the source of this 3082-nucleotide messenger RNA. RefSeq names its product ZFP3 zinc finger protein (gene ZFP3). The record is from RefSeq and is a predicted model, not a curated record. The coding region runs from base 131 to 1642 and encodes 503 amino acids. Gene Ontology annotation, molecular function: DNA-binding transcription activator activity, RNA polymerase II-specific; RNA polymerase II cis-regulatory region sequence-specific DNA binding. Gene Ontology annotation, cellular component: nucleus. The transcript is spliced from 2 exons. Gene Ontology annotation, biological process: regulation of transcription by RNA polymerase II. Lineage: Eukaryota; Metazoa; Chordata; Mammalia; Primates; Tarsiidae.